AUGACGGACGCAGUGAAAUCUGGCGCCUAUCCCUCGAUGGAAUGGCCUUCCUCACUCGACAUCCCUUUAAAAGCGUCCGAAGAAGUGGUUAGCAUCGAUCUUGAGACAGACUUACCAGACGAUCCUGCAGAUUUGAAGACUUUGCUGGUAGAAGAAGGGUCUGAUAAGGAACACUGGUUGACAAUUGCUAUUGCUUAUUGUAAUCAUGGUAAAACAGCCGAAGGUAUUAGACUUAUUGAGAUGGCUUUGGAAUCCUUUGGGACUACUGAAAACGCUGCUUUACAUACCUUUUUGACUUGGGGUCAUCUCAAGAUGGCCAAAGAACAUCCAUAUGAUGCUGAAGUGAAAGAACGCGAGCUUGUAGAAGCAGAAGUACACCUGAAAAGUGCCAUUGGGUUCGAUCCGACUUGGGUUGGGAAUAUGUUGGCCACAAUCGAUUUAUAUUACCAAAGAGGCCAUUAUGAUAGAGCUCUUGAAACCUGCGAACUGUUUGUUAAGAGCAUAUACGCAGAAGAUAGCCGAAACGGUAAGACAUCGAAACAAAACGCAUUCUUCUUGUUUUUGAGAGCUAAGUUAUUGUAUCAGAAGAAAAAUUAUGCUGCAAGCUUAAGAUCAUUCCAAGAACUGCUGGUAAUAAAUCCAGUGAUUCAACCAGAUCCUCGUAUUGGGAUCGGCCUUUGUUUUUGGCAAUUAAAGGAUUAUAAGAUUGCAAUUGCCUCCUGGAAAAGAGCCCAUGAAUUGAAUCCUAACAAUCAAAGCGCGGCGAUUUUAGUGCUACUAGGUGAUUUCCAUGAAUCUUUGGUUACUUCUGAAAAUGACACAGUUUUCCAAGAAACUUAUUCGAAAGUUUUACAAAACCUUAACGGGCUUUUCAGCGAAGAUAGAGAGAAUCCAGUCCUUUUGACGCUGCUAGAAGUUUACUUUUAUCUCAAAGGUGAUUACAAUAAGGUGAUUGACAUUUAUGAGUCAAAGAUAAAGGGAAUUUCCACCACGGUUACAAGCACGGUUUUAUCUGAAUCUUUGUUCUGGUGUGGAAGAGCUUAUUAUGCUCUUGAAGACUAUCGUAAAGCUUUCACAAUGUUCCAGCAAAGUCUUAAGCAAAACGAAGAUAACAUGCUGGCAAAAUUCGGUGUCGGUCAAACUCAAGUCAAAAAUAAACUAGUUGAAGAGAGUAUUCUCACUUUCGAAAAUUUGUACAAAAACCUCGAGAAUAUUCAAGAGCUAAAUUAUAUCCUUGGUUUGUUAUACGCUGCCAAAUGCUUUGACAAGCAAAGUACUAAGGUCUUGUCCAGAAAUGAGGCAUUGGCCCUUAAUGAAAAGGCAGUUCAAUUUCUGGAGAAAUAUGUCAAAUUGACAUCAUCUAAAAAAAAUCAGGUCGUUGUCCCUAGGGCUUACUUGACCCUCUCGGAGUUGUAUGAGGAUCAGAAUAAUUACAAACAAUCAUUGGAGUACUUAUCAAAAGCUUACGAACAGUUUAAAGCUCUAGGAUCAAAGAACAUUCCUCUUGAGCUGCUAAAUAACUUGGGUUGUUUCCAUUUCAUUAACGGAGACUUAACCAAAGCCCAUGAGUUCUUCGAAGACGCCAAGGCAAGAGUCGAGCAAAGUUCUGGGCUCACAAUAGAGUAUAAUGUCGCUAGGACUCUUGAGUCUGUUGACAAAUCUGAGUCCGAGAAUAUUUACAGCGGGAUACUCUCGAGUCAUCCAGGCUAUAUCGACGCCAGAAUGAGAAGUCUCUUACUGCGGUUUGUGCAAGAUGAGGCGGAUAUAUCCGCCAUCGAAAAUGCUGUCACCAAGUUUUAUAAAGAAAACGAUUCUAAUCUCGAGGUACGUUCAUUUUACAGUUGGUUUCUGAAAAAAGGCAAGAAAGAAAAGAGGAACGACAGUCUGGAAACCGCACACAACAAGGAAACUUUGACCAAGUACGACUCGCACGAUUUAUAUGCGCUUAUCUCCCUGGGGAAUCUUUACUCUGUUAUAGGCAGAGGCGAGAGAAAAUCAUCAAAACCAAAGGAGCAGGAAAAUGCCAAGCAGUCGUUUUUGAAAGCUGUGCAGUUAUUUCAAAAAGUCUUGCAGAUAGAUCCUUAUAACGUUUUCGCAGCACAAGGGAUUGCUAUCGUUUUUGCUGAGAAUAAACGUAUGGGACCAGCUUUAGAGAUCUUCAGGAAACUUCGCGACUCUCUUGAUAAUGAGGAUGUUUACUGUAAUAUAGCUCACUGCCUGUUGGAGAUGCAUGAGAACGCUAAAGCAGUUGAGACCUACGAAUACACCUUGAAGAGAUUCAGCAACGCGCAAAAUAGGUCGAGACUAUUGAACCUACUCGGCAAGGCCUGGUAUUCGAGAGGAGUGCGGGAAAAGUCAUAUGAGUUUUUCCAAAAAGCUUUAAAAAAUGCAGAGAUGGCAUUGAAAUGCGAAGAGGAUAAUAAAUCCUCCGAAAGAACCAUUGCAAGCUUUCAAUAUAAUGUCGCAUUGCUACAUUUCCAAAUUGCUGAGACCUUGAGAAGAGCCACAUUCAAGCAACGUAAAGUGGUAUAUAUCACGGAUGCGAUUAGCGGUUUACAAAGUGGAUUGGACAUCCUAAAAGAAUUGCAAAAAUCAAAGAAUUUCAACAUUAUACCUGAGGAAGAGUUAGAGCAACGUAUCCAACUGGGUGAGACUACAAUGAAGAGUGCUUUGGAACGUAUUGCUAAAGAGCAAGAAGAGUUUGAGUUGGAGCAAAGUAACAAGUUGGAUGAAGCACGUAAGAUUCUAGAAGAGAACGAGAUCGAGAGGCAGGAAAAGCAAAAGAAAGAGGAAGAGAUUCGCCAGAUGAAACUGGAGAAACAAAAGGAAGAGUACAGAAAAUUACAGGAUGAAGCUCAAAGACUGAUACAGGAGCGUGAGAGUAUGAUCACUGCGGAGGACGAGAAGGAUGAACUAAGCGAGAAUGAAGCCGAGAAUGGUGAAGAUGGUAAGAAGACAAAGAAGAAGAGAAAGGCAAAGAAACCGGCAGGUGAAAAGAAGAGAAGACGUAAGGACGAGCCUGCGGAACCGCCGAAGAAGGAAGAAGAGGACGACGAAGAAGAUGCCAAUGUGCAAUCUGGUCGCAGAAACAAGAAAAACGCCCUAUCGAACGAAUUCAUCGACGAUAGCGACGAGGAAGAAGCCGUGCCAAGCGGCGAAGAUGAAAACGACUUAUUUUGA
This is a messenger RNA of Torulaspora delbrueckii, 3180 nucleotides long. RefSeq names its product Ctr9p (gene CTR9). The record is from RefSeq and is a predicted model, not a curated record. Lineage: Eukaryota; Fungi; Ascomycota; Saccharomycetes; Saccharomycetales; Saccharomycetaceae. Bases 1 to 3180 code for a protein of 1059 amino acids. Gene Ontology annotation, cellular component: Cdc73/Paf1 complex. Gene Ontology annotation, biological process: regulation of DNA-templated transcription. The transcript has a single exon. Gene Ontology annotation, molecular function: RNA polymerase II complex binding.